AUGUGCGGUAAAGGAUGCGAAGUGAAGGAAGAACAAUGGCAGCAUCUUAAGAAUGAUGUUCACUCGGACGACCCGAUCGACACAUCCGUUGGAAGUGAUAGAAACUUAGCAGGGGCGCCAGCCAGAGUCUCUAUUCAACGUCGAUCUAUUGCCUGUCAUGUUAAGGAACAAUGGACGGAAUGGGACGAAUGUAUCCCCUUAUCCAGAGAGACGCCAGAUAGUUACUCCGGUUCGGAUAUUGACAACAGUAGGUUGUCUAAGAAUGAGGUCUCUGUUAAAUCUUGGGAUGUUGAAUAUCAUACCAAGGAACAAUAUUUCGAGACAGAACUGGAAAAAUGCGACCCCUUAUCCAGUGAUACAUCAUGUGAUUAUUCAGGUUCUGAAAUGUGUACGCCUAUGAAGGAGUUUGAUGUUAACGACAAUGGAUCAUCUAAGAGUGAGAUGACGAGGGACGAGGCACAUGACGAGGUUCUUUCAGCAGAAACCACAGAAAUCAGGGAAGAUCAUACAGAAGAUAUGACUCAUGUUGAAGCAAACGUUUUGAAGAGGAAUGUACAUGUAAGCGAAGCAGGUGUGUGCUUCCCGAAUGUAACAGAGGGCGAUAUGACUGAACUUAUAAAAGUUGAGCAAGAUAAAGAGAGAAGUCUAGAUGUUAGUAGCAAUAUUGUAAGCAACCCUGAAGAAGACAUUGACGAUUUGUUGAAGGAGCUGAAGGCAAAAGAAGAAAGAAGACGAGAAAAAGAAAACAAAAGACGAGAAGAGGAAGAUAAGAUACGUAAAGAUGAAGAUGAAAGAAGAGAAAAAGAGGAUGAAAUUCUCAAUACAAAUCAGAAAAACAAACGACAUGGUGAAGACAUUGAGGUACAAGCAAUAUUCAAAAGAAGUUGGGGAUUCUCAUGGAACCAGACAUGCUGCUUACAAAAAGCCAUGCAAUUUAGUGUGCAUGAUUCAAGAGAUUUACAAAUUAGAGUACAACGAACAAGAGAAAAUGAAAGACGAAAAGAGGAAGACAACCGGCGUAAAAACGAAGAUGAAUGGCGAGACGCAUAUGAUGACGUCUUGUCAAAUAUUGUAUGCACACAUGAGGCCAGACUAAAUGCGUUGAUGUCCAAACUAAAGGCUCAGGUCCAUCUAAAGCAGACAAAUGAAGAUGAGAGACGCAAAGAAGAACGUUUAUUAGAAGAAGAGGAAGAGAAAAUAAGGGAUGAAGAACGUAAUUUCCAAAAUUUGCAAACAGGCAUUCAGGGUAGUUGGAGACGCUCGUGUGGUGCAGUUUUCUGCUUUCGUCAAAACAUCUCAAAAGAUUUGGAGAGAAGAUCAAAGGAAAAUAGAAUACGAAAAGAAGAACAUUUAAAUCGGGAGAAAGCAAUAAUUAGAGAGGAAGAAGAAAGGAAGGCUACAUAUACGGAUCUUUCUGAGAAAAUGAACAUCAUUACAACGAAUCAGCAACGUAUCAUAAACAAAAGAAUGGCAGAUAUAAAUAAAAAGAGGUGUGAACAACUCUCCAAACGGGAAGAGGGAACUGCUGUUGAGUUUCAAAAAAUCAAAAUGCGACAGAAACAGUAUACAGAUGGCAAUAAAAAGAGGCUUGAACAACUCUUCAAAUGGGAGGAGGAAACUGUUUUGAAAUUAGAAGAAAUUACAAAAUCAAACAAAUGUAAUAAAGACAAUAGAACAGACUUAAAUAGAGAAGAAGAAAUUCCGGUGAAGUUAAAAGAAACAGUAAUACUGAACAAACAAAAUGAAGACAAUAGAAAAGAAUUGAGUGAAGAGGAUCAACUUGAAAAAAUGGAAGAAAAUAUUACUGUGAAGUUAAAACAAAAUGAAAUGCUAAACAAACAGCAUAAAGACCAUGCAAAAUACAUUUCAUCUAAAAAUGCAGAAGAAAAAUGGAAAAAGGGAAACAAAACACAUAUCAAACAAUUAACAGAAAUAGGAAACAUUCAUCGUCAGAUUGGUGAAAUAAAGGAAAACAAAUUAGAACUUGUUAAAGCAGUUGCCAUAUAUGAGUGUGCAAUGGUUCACUGUCAACAUGGUACAGAAGCAGACAUGGAAAACAUUAGGUUAAAAGAAAAGGAAACCCUCGAUCUCUUUUUCAAGCAAUGUACUGGCACAGGAUUGCCAAAAAACUAUUUUGAAGAUGACCGAGAAAACAAAGAAAAGCUUAAUGAUAUCAGAGAUGAACUCAAACAGAAAAUUUGUGAAAUUGAUCAGAAUCAAGACAUGUACAACUGUUAUGAACCAGAGCUACUUGGCAUUGAGAGAGAGAAACGCGAGAAAAAUCGCAUAGGUAAAAUCAAAGAAAUAUUUGAAUGGAUCGAAACAAAAAUGAAAGAAUUUGUACAAUCUUUGAUACGCCAAUGUCAAGAUAUAUUGGACUUUCAUCACAAUGACUUUGCCUUCAUAGCAUUUGGUUCACUGUCAAGAAAAGAAACCACUCCAUACUCUGAUGUUGAAUUUGCUGUAGUUCAGAAUUCAAAUGAUCCUAACAUGGAUGGUGAGUACAGAAAAAAACUUAUGAACAUGAUUAUGACACUUCAUCUUAAGUUCCUGUCCUUUGGUGAAACAGUCCUACCAGCCAUGGACAUAAAAUCACUAAAUGACAAAAAUGACGAAAGCAAGGAUUGGUAUUUAGAUUUGAGAAAAUAUGUUAAAACCAAACAAGGGAUAUCAUUUGAUGGUUUGAUGCCCCGAGCAAACAAAACACCUUACUUUACGUGCAAGACAAAUGUACCAGGUAACAAGGACUUCUGCUUAACAGACACCAAAACAGCAUUCAUGAAAUUAUUCAAUGCUGAGGGUGACAAGGCAGUAGUGAAACAAUUGCUGUAUUUCUUUAAAGGAGACUUCACAACACUGUUUGGAGAUGAAUCCAUUGAGACUGACUUGAAAAAGUGCUUUAAAGAAUCUCCACAAAGGGAGAAAAUUAUACAACUGAUUGUUGAGGAGUUGGAAGAAGACUUUGUAAAACACUCCUGCGUCAAAAAGAUUUAUGAUGCCAAAUAUAAGAGUAAACUCAUUAAAAAGAAUCAGAUACAUGUGAAAAAAGAACUCUAUCGUCUCCCUAGUGUUGUGAUUAAUAACCUACUUCAUCUGAUAGACAAUAGCAUAACAUGUGUAUGGGACCUUCCCGAAAAUCAUCCCAAAUUAAACAGUAAAGUCAUUCACAACUUAAAAAUGACAUUAUCAACAUCUGCAGAAAUUUGA
Molecule: messenger RNA, 3207 nt
Organism: Owenia fusiformis
Lineage: Eukaryota; Metazoa; Annelida; Polychaeta; Sabellida; Oweniidae
Source: the annotation of a GenBank genome assembly